AUGGCCGACACAAAGAUGCAAGACAUCGAGGUCGACAAGAAACCCGCCAUCAUCGAAAACGAUGACGUCGAGGCAGAUCUCAAAGCCGGCACCAUCUCAGAUCUUGAUGAAGCAGAGAUCUUCCUCAGAGACCAUGGAAUCGCCCACUCGCGCCUCCAUGAGCUCAUGUCGGAUGAGAACGCCCUCAAGAAGCUCCGCCGAAAGGUCGACUGGACUCUGAUGCCUCUCCUCUGCGGCACCUACCUCCUCCAGUACAUCGACAAGCAGGCUCUUGGCUACUCUGCCGUCUUUGACCUUUUCACGUCUACCGGCAUGACCAGUGAUCAGUACAGCUGGAUGGCUUCCAUCUUCUACUUAGCAUACCUCGUCGCAGAGUGGCCCGCCUCCUAUCUUGCCCAGCGUCUCCCCACCGGCACGGUGGUCAGCUCCUUCGUCAUCACCUGGGGCACCAUCCUCUGCCUCACAGCAGCCUGCCAAAACUUUGCCGGCCUCGCAGCUUGCCGUUUCCUCCUCGGUACCUUUGAAGCCGUCAUCACCCCAGCCUUCAUGCUCAUCGUCUCCCAAUGGUUCCGCGGCGAGUCUCAGCCUUCGCGAGCCGGUCUCUUCUACUGCUUCAACGGCGUGGGCAGCAUGUUUGGCGGCAUCCUCUUCUACGGAGUCGGCCAAGCCAAGGGCUGGGACGUCUGGCGCAUCAUCUACGUUCUCUGCGGCGGUCUGACCAUCUGCUGGGGUAUCCUCCUCUUCUUCUUCCUCCCCAACAACAUCCUCACAGCCAAGAGGUUCACAGUUGAGGAGCGAGCCAUGCUCAUCGCCCAGAGCGCGCGUAACCGCACCGGUGUCUUCAACCGCAAGAUCAAGUGGAACCAGAUCAAGGAAGUUUUCUGCGACUCUCAGAUCUGGCUGCUCUUCUUCUUUACUCUUCUCAACGAGGUCAUCAACGGUGGAAUUGCCAACUUUUCCAAGCUCAUCGUCAAGGGCUUCACCAAGGACCCUCUUCUGACCACCGCGUACGGUAUUCCCUAUGGUGCCUGCAUGGUUGUCUUUGACUUUGUGGGUCCCUACCUUGCCUCGCGCUUCAAGAAUGUCCGAACUAUUGUCAUGAUUGUGUGGUUGAUGCCCACUCUUGUCGCUGUGACUCUGUUCUGGCAGCUUCCCCGAACCAACAAGGGAGGUCUUCUUGCUGGCUACUACAUUUGCGCUUCUUUCGUCGGUGCCCUUGUCGUCGCCCUUCAAAUGCCCGCCUCCAACGUCGGCGGUUAUACCAAGCGAACCACCGCCACAGCCUUUGUCUUCCUUGCCUACUGUAUCGGCAACAUCAUCGGCCCUCACGGCUUCCUCGGCUCCGAAGCCCCCAUCUACCAGACCGGCUGCAAGCUCAUCAUCGGCUGUGUCGCCGGCCAAGUCCUCAUCGCCCUCAUCCUCCGCUACGUGCUCAUCCGAAGGAACAAGCUCCGAGAUGCCCAGGGCCCAGUCAUCGAGGAUGAGAAUGCUGCUCUUCAGGAUCUCACAGACUUUGAGAACCCCAACUUCCGAUACGCUUAUUAG
Molecule: messenger RNA, 1545 nt
Organism: Fusarium keratoplasticum
Lineage: Eukaryota; Fungi; Ascomycota; Sordariomycetes; Hypocreales; Nectriaceae
Product: MFS domain-containing protein
Exons: 3
Coding region: 1-1545 (514 amino acids)
Biological process (GO): transmembrane transport
Cellular component (GO): membrane
Molecular function (GO): transmembrane transporter activity
Source: RefSeq, a predicted model, not a curated record